This is a messenger RNA of Rhineura floridana, 621 nucleotides long. RefSeq names its product tumor protein p63 (gene TP63). The transcript has 5 exons. The record is from RefSeq and is a predicted model, not a curated record. The coding region runs from base 43 to 621 and encodes 192 amino acids. Lineage: Eukaryota; Metazoa; Chordata; Lepidosauria; Squamata; Rhineuridae.
CCCCUUGAUAACCAGGAGGAUCAGAGAGGAUCUUGGGAGGAAAUGGAUUUUGAAGCUGCCCCGGCAUAUUCCACCUUGCCAUGCUGUCCUGAUGCCUACCUCCAGCGGUUUGUGGACCCCCCCAGCCAUUUCUCCUGGACGGAGAGCUAUUACCGCUCCACGAUGUCGCAAGGCUCGCAGACAAGAGAAUAUGCCCACCCAGAAGUUUUCCAGCAAAUCUGGGAUAUCCUGGAUCAUCAGCCAAUCUGCACAGUUCAGCCAAUUGACUUGAAUUUCUUGGAGGAGCCGACAGAAAAUGGCCCUGCAAACAAGAUUGAGAUCAGCAUGGAUUGUAUUCGGAUGCAGGAUUCGGAUAUUGGAGAUCCAAUGUGGAUCCUGGUCAAGCCCUUUGGCCGGAUUGUCAGCUUUUUCCUUUUGCAAGACUUUGCUCAGCUGCUUGGAGACAUGUGCCUCUCCAAAUCUGCCUGCUGGGCUGCCUGCCCUCCGUUCGGCAUUGUGGAGGAGCGUGGGGCCUGCUUCCAGCCCGCUGCCUCCCAGGCAUGCUGCUUUGUCAUGCGAUUCAGCUUCAGCGCAACUCUGGCGUGUGGCUCUAAUCUGCUGUUGACUCAAGGCCCGCCAUAA